Molecule: messenger RNA, 2138 nt
Organism: Drosophila rhopaloa
Lineage: Eukaryota; Metazoa; Arthropoda; Insecta; Diptera; Drosophilidae
Exons: 5
Coding region: 159-1481 (440 amino acids)
Source: RefSeq, a predicted model, not a curated record
GAAGAAUUUCGUAGCGGGGUUUGUUCGAGUAAAAUCGAUGAAUAAACUUUAACACCGGGAAUUGAAAACAGAAAAGUGCAGCGUGCACACACAUUAACACACACUGUACACGGAACAGCGAAAAAGGGACUCCUGUAAGAACAAGGGCUCCUGGGAAAAUGGGAAUUACGGAGACUGCAGCAACAGCAACAACAAAAACCGGAAUGGGAGCGGCAAACGAAGUGGAUGGCAAACAAAUACUGUCGCUCGAGGCGUUCCAGGACAUCUUUAAGCACGUGGAACCGGAAGUGCAGAUAGAUGCCUUUGAGCUGGCCCAGGGCUCCGACCGGGGUGAUAAUUAUACGGCCGCCCUGUAUCGCAUAAAACUUACCGGAAAACGAAGGAGUCUCAAGUGGGAACAGAACGUCAUCUGUAAGGUGAUGCCGGAGAGCCUGGUCGCCCGGGAGGCCUACAAGAGCGACAAGCUCUUCCGCAACGAGGUGGAGUUCUACACUACCAUCAUGCCGGAGCUGCUCAAGUUCCAGGCAAGCAAAACGGACCAGGAAACACCCGUGUUCAGUGCCAUCCCCAAGUGCUAUUCGGCCAGACAUGAUCUGCUCAUAAUGGAGGAUCUUCGCGAACGGGGCUUCCAGAUGUCUGACCGCCACAAAGGCCUCAGCCUGGAGGAGACGCAGUCCGUCCUGCUGCAGGUGGCCCAGCUGCAUGCCCUCAGUCUGGCGUACAAGUUCGAAAAUCCGCUGGAAUUCAGCAAACUGUGCAGCGUCAUCAGCGAGGGCAUCUUCUGUACGGCCAACACGAGUUGGUAUCGAAAUUACUACGAGCGCCUCACCAAGAACGCCAUUCAGAUGGUUUCUGAGGUCCUGCCCGCGGAUUCCAAGUAUGUCCUGGCCAUCAGCAACUUUGCGGAGAGCUCCUCCUUCUUCGGCCGAAUGGUGCAGUUGGCCAGCGCCGAGUCCCCGCUGUCGGCCAUCUGCCACGGGGACUGUUGGGUGAACAACUUUCUGUACCACUACGACCCGGAGGACCCACAGCGGGUGCUGGAGGUGGCUCUGCUUGACUUCCAGCUGAUACGCUACAGCUCCAUCGCCCUAGACAUUGCCAAUCUGCUAUACUGCUGUACCACGAAGGAGAUGCGGGAUGCGCAGCUGCAGACACUGCUCAAAACGUACACGGAGGAGCUGUUCCGAUGGCUGCAAAUCCUGUGCACGACUUUGCCGAAUCACUGCGAUACAUUGGAGAAACUGCAGGAUCUUUUUGCCGAGGAGCUAAAGACUUACGGACGCUUUGCUCUUGGCCUGGCGAUGGACAUCCUUCCUAUUAGCACCUGCGCUUCGGAGGACGCCCCGGAUAUGUACUUGAAACGAAGCGACGAUCACGAGGAGGAUGUAGGCGCGCCCACGCUCAACUUUCCACCGAACGACCUGUGCCGCAAGAAGAUGUCCGAGAUAGUCAUAGAUAUGGUGGAUCGCGACAUGCUCUAGGCCACACUGCAACCGAAACGGAAAGCUUGCUGUCUGCCUAAAACACCAAUUACCGAUAAUAUACUAGCUCAGAUAGCGUGCUCCAGUUGAUUCUCACUUAACCCUUAGUUAUAUGCAAGUUAGUAAAUAUUACCAUUAGCUUAGCAAGACUUUGUACGUUUAGGGUACCACCGCUACGUUUAUAUUAUGUUUCUAUAGCAGCCAAUUCCACCGCCCUGCGACCCAGAUUCGACAUUGUGUCGACAGAGUUAAGAUUUGUUCUUAAGAUCAAUUUACUCUUUUUAGUUUUUAGUGCUAGUUGAGCAAACUAACCAAGGCCAAAAUAUAUUAGAAUUUUUAUUUUUUAUUUGUAAUUAUUAAUUUUUAUUUCCCGUUUUCGAUUACAAACGAACUCUGCUGAAUUGGCAAAAUUACUACGUUUUGGUUUGGAAAGGUACAGUUCUAACGUUUUGUACAUGUUAAUCUUAUUGAAAUAGAAUUGGGCACAGGGCCUUAAAUUCAACAGGAAUUGUGAGAAUGCAUUAUUUGAUCUAGCCGUAGCUAAAAUUAACAAUACAUUUGUUGAACUUAGCUCAAAAACCCAGACAAUAGAAAGCUUGUCUAGGCGUUUUUCUAAAAUAUUCUUUACACAAAGUAAUAAACAAUAAUGAAGGGUAA